GCUAAUUCCCGUCGCCUUUUCCAGGGAUAUCAUGUCCAUUUACAAGGAGCCGCCCCCGGGAAUGUUCGUUGUGCCUGAUCCCCACGACAUGACCAAGAUCCACGCGCUGAUCACGGGCCCCUUUGACACCCCCUACGAGGGCGGCUUCUUCCUGUUCCUGUUCCGCUGCCCCCCGGAUUAUCCCAUCCACCCGCCCCGCGUCAAGCUGAUGACCACGGGCAACAACACCGUCAGGUUCAACCCCAACUUCUACCGCAACGGCAAGGUCUGCCUCAGCAUCCUCGGCACGUGGACAGGCCCGGCCUGGAGCCCGGCCCAGAGCAUCUCCUCAGUGCUGAUCUCCAUCCAGUCCCUGAUGACCGAGAACCCGUACCACAACGAGCCCGGCUUCGAGCAGGAGCGGCACCCCGGGGACAGCAAGAACUACAACGAGUGCAUCCGGCACGAGACGAUCCGCGUGGCCGUGUGCGACAUGCUCGAGGGGAAGUGUCCCUGCCCCGAGCCCCUGCGGUACGGCAUUCCCAAAAUCCCAGGGCUGGGGGGCACCAGGAGCCGCUUGUUGGUCAUUCCCGUUUUUCCCCAGGAUCCUUUCGGGGAGAAGCGCGGCCACUUUGACUACCAGGCUCUGCUGGGGCGGCUGCAGGGGCUGCGGGCGCGGCUGCAGGAGCGGCUGCAGCAGGACAGCGCCGACAUGGACUCGGAGAGCAGCUCCUCGGAGCCCGAGCCGGACACUCAGGGCUGCCCCAAGGCCUAAGGAGGCUGGGCCCGGCCCCGGGACUGCAGCACAGCCGGGCCGGGAGAGCCGCCGGAUCCCUCCCUUCCUCCCUCCCUCCGGAGACUUCCCACAGAAUUCCCAAAAAGAGACAAAGCCGAGCUCGGGACAGGCUCCUGUUGGACAAAAGGUACUUCCUGGCACGUGGCAUCAGGUUCUUUUUGGGGUUUUUUGGGGGUUUUUUUGGAGAACACCUACACUGGUUGGGGUUUUUUUGCUUUUUUUUUUUGUUUUUUUGGUUGUUUUUUUUCCAGGUUUUUUUUUUUUUGGUUUUUUUUUUUGUUUCUCCGAUUAAAGAAUGAGCUCUAGACUGCAAA
This is a messenger RNA of Cyanistes caeruleus (blue tit), 1089 nucleotides long. The record is from RefSeq and is a predicted model, not a curated record. NCBI's taxonomy places the organism in Eukaryota, Metazoa, Chordata, Aves, Passeriformes, Paridae.